AUGACAUCUAACCAAGUCGAAGGCGGUUUCAAGGCUGCCCUGAGCAACCCGAAUACAUCCGACUCUCGUAAGCAAGAGAUUCGCGAGGCCCUUGACAAGGGUGAGACCCCUGCACCCAACGAUGGUGGUCACGAGAACCAGAGACUUGGUGGUCUCAAGGCUGCUAUUAACAACCCCAAUGUAGGAGAUGAUAAGAAGGCCGAGCUCAAGCAGACGCUCGAAUCUGAGCGAUCGUCCUAA
Molecule: messenger RNA, 240 nt
Organism: Mixia osmundae IAM 14324
Lineage: Eukaryota; Fungi; Basidiomycota; Mixiomycetes; Mixiales; Mixiaceae
Exons: 3
Coding region: 1-240 (79 amino acids)
Cellular component (GO): cytoplasm
Source: RefSeq, a predicted model, not a curated record